Messenger RNA from Contarinia nasturtii (swede midge), 2056 nucleotides. Its product is annotated as glucose dehydrogenase [FAD, quinone]-like. NCBI's taxonomy places the organism in Eukaryota, Metazoa, Arthropoda, Insecta, Diptera, Cecidomyiidae. Gene Ontology annotation, molecular function: ecdysone oxidase activity; flavin adenine dinucleotide binding. The transcript is spliced from 4 exons. The coding region runs from base 73 to 1926 and encodes 617 amino acids. The record is from RefSeq and is a predicted model, not a curated record.
GUGAAUAUUGAUCAAAAGUAUUUUGGCUCUGAGCAAAUUAAAAGCAAGGGAAUAUUUUUUUAUUCAUAAAAAAUGAAUAAUUGCUACAACUCCACAGCUUGUGCUGUGACAAGUGUUGGAACGGCCAGUCAAUUAUUCACUACAUUAGUUCAAACGAUAUUGGUAGCUCAGUGUGGUCUAUCAGACCAAUGGCCACAAGAUUACGGAGAAAAUGCCUUGAAAAAUGGUUUGAAUGAAGAGUACGAUUUUAUCGUUGUUGGAGCAGGAGCUGCAGGUGCUAUAGUUGCAAAUCGUUUAAGCGAGAUAGAAGAUUGGAAGGUUUUGUUACUAGAGGCUGGCGGUGAUCCUCCAGUGGAAUCUAUUGCGCCCGCUUUGAGUUUUUCCAUGCUGAAAACACCGGUUGCCUGGCAGUUUUAUGCAAAUUCAACAUCAGCUUGUAAAUUAGGUAACGGUGAAGGUUGUUAUAUGCCACGCGGUAAAAUGUUAGGCGGCAGUUCAUCGAUCAAUUUGAUGUUUUACGUUCGGGGGUGUCAAAAUGAUUACAAUGAAAUUGCAUCGCUUGGGAAUCCGGGUUGGGAUUUUGAAAGUGUUUUACCAUAUUUUAAAAAAAGUGAAGGAAAUCAAGAUCCAUCACUUCUUGCCUAUCAAAAUGGAAAAUAUCACAAUGCAGAUGGGCCAAUGAAAGUUACAACUGGUCAAUUAAACGAAGCAGAUAAAGUUAUUUUUGAUAAAAUUAAACAAACUGGUGCUGAGAUUAUUCCGGAAGUAAACGCUGAUAAAUCGCUUGGAUACACGAUAGUACAGUCAACUACUUCGAAUGGUAUUCGAAGCAGUACAGCACAAGCAUUUUUGGCUCCAGCUCGGAAUCGUACCAAUUUACAUGUUAUAAGAAAUGCAUUUGUGAAUAAAAUCGUACUGAAUGAGAACAACCAAGCAACUGGCGUUGAAUUUACCCUCAAGGAAAAUCAUAAGCUACAAGCUAAAACGAAAAAAGAAGUUAUAGUAUCGGCCAGUUCGAUCCAGAGUUCCACAUUGUUGAUGCGAUCAGGUGUUGGCCCAAAGGAACAUUUGCAAGAACAUAACAUAUCGUGUAAAGCGGAUUUACCAGUAGGCGAAGGAUUAAUGGAACACGUUGUAUUGGCUAUGCUCUUCAAAUCCAAUUUUUCGGUAAAUUCAUCACCAUCAAUAUCAUCACUUGAAAGCUAUUACCAAUAUUUAGAGAGCCAAAGCGGAAUGUAUGCGCUGCCUCUUACAGCCAUGGGACACUGGGCGAAUUUCGCCAAUGAAACUGGAUGGCCAACUACUUUCUCGAUCAUGCUGACUUUUCCCCGUGGAACACCAGAUGAUGCCAUUAUUCAAUUAAGUUAUUUCACCAAUUUAGAAAAAAUAAAUGAUAUCUUUAUAAAUGAAUUGAAAGAUAAUCACGUAACAUUAGUUGCAAUACAAUUGGUAAAACCGAAGUCACGUGGCUUUGUUAAAUUGAACACAACUUCAUCAGAAGGUUCAAGCGAAACGGCAGCUAUUUAUGCAAAUCUAUUAGAUGAACCAAGUGAUAGGGCCGCAUUAGUGCGUGCAGCAAGGCACUAUCUAAAGUUAUGGAAAUCAGAUGCAUUCCAAGAUAUUCAACCAGAAUUUAUUCAUAUUCCGAUUGAAGAAUGUGAUGCACUAGAAUUUGAUUCAGAUAUUUAUUGGGAUUGUUACGUACAAUACAUGUCCUUCCCGCCAUAUCACCAAAUGGGUACAAGUAAAAUGGGCGUUGAUGCACACUCAGUAGUUGAUCCACGUUUGAAAGUUUACAACACGACUGGAUUGAGACAAAUCGAUUUGGGAAUUUUACCAGUUGCAAUAAGUACAAACACAUACGCAGUUUCUAUGAUGGUGGGUGAGAAAGGUGCGCAUAUGGUCAAGGAAGAUUAUAAUAAAUAAACGGUACAAUCAAUGAGAAAAAUUGAAAUACAAGCAAGAGAACGGCAAAGUACAUUCACACAAAGCUGAACGAAAAUUUGUCUCACUGCUAUUUUUUUUUUGUUAGGAACAAAAAUAAAUGAUUGAAAAU